Messenger RNA from Closterium sp. Naga37s-1, 2364 nucleotides. The record is from the annotation of a GenBank genome assembly. NCBI's taxonomy places the organism in Eukaryota, Viridiplantae, Streptophyta, Zygnematophyceae, Desmidiales, Closteriaceae.
AUGGCGCCGCGUUUCACGGCGCAUGUUCCGGUGGCGGGAAUCGCGGCUGGGAGACCGUAUGAGGCGGGUGGUGCUGCGUUUGAUCAGCCAGCAGAUCCGUUAUUGGACGACUCGUUUGUAGGUUACCGAGGACGAGUCAGUGAGAUUAUGGAGGACGAGGAGGAGAUGGAAGAUGUGACUGUAGAUGACUACAGAAAUAGUGACCCUAGGGGUGUGAUUAAAGGCAAACACGCCACGCUGGCACCUGGCGGUUUUGGCAACCUGACACGUCACACCUCCGAUCCCACUGGCAGACGCUCAGCCAAUCACAGCGGCCCCUCAGCCAAAACCCCAUCAGCAUCCGCCGCAAAAGCCGCCGCUGCUGCUGCUUUGGCUGGUAGUCGCAUUAAUAAGAAUUCACAAACGGUUGCUGAUCGUUCCCACCGUUCUGAUCGCAUUACUGAUCGGGGAAGGGAUUCUGGCCGCCACAAGUCCACUCAGUCUUCUCCUCCUCCUCCUCGUCCUCCUCAUUCUCGUUCCGCUGACCGUUCUCGUCGUUCCCCCAACGCCGCUGCUUCUCUUGCUGGUCGGAUCGAGAGGCCAGGGUCAGGGAAGGCUGCGCCUGGCGCUGUACUCGAUAAGAGCGUCCCCGCUAAGAGAGUACCGGUGAAAUCGCGGCUUCGUGUUCCUGUACACAUGAGACUGUCGUUUCAAGGCUCGGAUUCCAACCCUUCCCCAGCGGCAGCAGCAGGAGCAGCAGUAGCAGCAACGGGAGGAGAAGCAGCAGAGGCGCCACUUCGCUUGGUUCCCUCUGCUGGUAUCUUGUCUCUUCCGCAUGCAACCCCUUUUGUGCCUGGUUCCAACCUGGGUGGAGUAAUGACGGCCUUCCAUCCUUCCCUUACCACCCCCUUUGUUGCUGCUCCCACCGCGCCUCUCCUUCCCAAUCCUGUGCUCUUUCGGACCGUACCUGUUUCUUUUGGAGGUCUGGUUGGAGGUUUGGUGUCUCCAGACCCUAGGUAUAGCCUAGCGUCCAAUAUGGACUCCUCCCGCCGCCUUCGUUUCGAUGCAGAGGGGCGCCCGAUAGAGUUCGGCACCUGGCUCCGCCAGACUCAGCGCUAUCUCACCAGUCAGCGCCAGGACGGCGCCACCCUGUACGCCCACGCGUCCGGCGCCCUCCAGGCACCACCGCGUCCCGAGCCCCUCCCUGCCGUGCCCCCCCCGACUCCGGAGGCACAGGCGGACUACGCUCGUCUCGUCUUGGCGCGGGACGUUUGGGACUCCCGUGACGCUGCGGCUGCACUCGCGCUGACCGAGCUCCUUCCACCGACUGAGGCCGCUCACUUCGACCUGGUAGAGACUGCGAAGGAGGUGUAUGAUGCUAUUUCUGCACGCUAUUCCACCCCUUCCUCUGCCUCCCUCAGCCGCAUCCUCAUGCCGUUCGUGUUUCCCGACCUCGGCUCUUUUGCGACUGUCUCUGACCUAGCCACACACUUGCGCUCCCUUGUCGCUAGCUACCGAGCAGCUUGCACUGAGGCUCAGCUUCUUGUUGCUCCUCCUCCUAUUUGGCUCACAGUCCACUGGGUAGUCACUCGUCUCCCUGACCGCCUCUCCACUGCCCGUGACGCACUUCUCCAGCAUCACCUCAGUGAGCUUACGAUUGAUCUUCUCGAGACCACUCUCGGGAAGAUCGAGAGUAACCUCCUCUCUGUUGCCUCAGCCACUGACGCAGUUGCCCCUCGUUUGUUUGAGGGGUGUGCUGUCCCCCAGCUUCCUACCUUCACUGCUACACGUGCCUCUGCUGCUGUGUCGGUUUCUGAGGACACUGCAGCUGUUUCUGCCGCUGACAGGCAGAAACGGGGCAAGGGGGGCAAGAAAGGGGGGAAGGGGGGUGGCGGCGGUGGAGGAGGUGGCGGUGGUGGAGGCGGCCCUGGGGGCGGCAGUGGUGGCGGUGGUGCCCCAGGCGGAGGGAGCUCUGGAGGAGGUGCUGACCCACCUGCUGGAGGAGGUUCGACCAGCGGUGGUGCGGGGCCCCAGCAGCAGCAGCCACAGCAGCAGCAGCCACAGCAGAGACAGCAGCUGCACCAGGGACAGCAGCAGUGGCAGGCACCACAGCAGUUUCAGACGUGGGGACCCCCACUGCAGUGGGGUCCGCAGCAGCACUGGGGGCCCUCCGCCACAGUGGGGACCUGGAGGACCCGGGAGCACUGGCCGCAGCAGCAGCACUACCAGCUGGGCCCCUCGCCCCCCGCGGCGCGACACCGGCCCCUGCGACCACUGGUGCGUCACCGGACCUGGCAGUCCCUGUGUCUGCGGCCGCGACGACCACUCUGCAGCGCGGUGCUUCCGCCGCCUCGACGACCUCUACCGUGCACGCUGGGGUCCUGA